AAGAUCGCAGUCUCAAAGACCCGGAUAAUCCCGCCCACAUAGCAGAGCCGGAAGAGGGUGGGACAAGUAGGAAGAAGGCGGGACUAGCCAGCCGGAAGAAGGCUCAAUGCUUUGGGUAGUCGCUUCACGGCUGUGAAGAUGGCGGUAGCUGCGUGGCUUCAGGUGUCUCCUGUCAUUUUUCUUCUUUUGGGGGCGCAGCCGUUCCCAUUGUCGGUUUUUAGUGCAGGGCCUGCACCCGUGUUUGCUGCAGAUAGAUCAAAGUGGCACAUUCCGAUGCCGUCGGGGAAAAAUUAUUUUAGUUUUGGAAAGAUUCUUUUCAGAAAUACUACUAUCAUACUGAAAUUUGAUGGAGAGCCUUGUGAUCUGUCUUUUAAUAUAACCUGGUUUCUGAAAAGUGCUGAUUGCUACAAUGAGAUCUACAACUUCAAGGCAGAUGAAGUAGAGUCAUAUUUGGAAGAUCUCAAAGGGAAAAAAGGCUUGUCUGGGAGAUACCAAACAUCCUCAAAAUUAUUUCAGAACUGUAGUGAACUCUAUAAAGCACAGAGCUUUUCUGGAGAUCUUAUGCAUCGACUUCCUCUUUUAGGAGAAAAACAGGAGGCUAAGGAAAAUGGAACAAAUCUUACAUUUACAGGAGACAAAAUUGCAUUGCAUGAACCAUUGCAGACUUGGCAAGAUGCACCAUACAUCUUUAUUGUUCACGUUGGCAUUUCAUCUUCAAAGGAAUCACUAAAAGAAAAUGCACUGAGUAAUCUUUUUACCAUGAUUGUUGAAGUAAAGGGUCCUUAUGAGUACCUCACUCUUGAAGACUACCCACUGAUGAUCUUUUUCAUGGUGAUGUGUAUUGUGUACGUUCUGUUUGGUGUUCUUUGGCUGGCAUGGUCUGCUUGCUACUGGAGAGAUCUGCUGAGAAUUCAGUUUUGGAUUGGUGCUGUCAUCUUUCUGGGAAUGUUUGAGAAAGCUGUGUUUUAUGCAGAAUUUCAGAAUAUCCGAUACAAAGGAGAAUCUGUCCAGGAUGCCUUGGUCCUUGCAGAGCUGCUGUCAGCAGUGAAACGCUCACUGGCUCGAACCUUGGUCAUCAUAGUCAGUCUGGGAUAUGGCAUAGUCAAGCCUCGCCUUGGAGUCACUCUUCACAAGGUUGUGGUGGCAGGAGCUCUCUAUCUUUUGUUCUCUGGCAUGGAAGGAGUCCUCAGAGUUACAGGGUAUUUUUCUUACUCCUUGGCUCUGAUAGUAAGCCUGGCCCUCUCUGCAGUUGAUGCCUGUAUUAUUUUAUGGAUAUUCAUUAGCCUUACUCAAACUAUGAAGCUAUUAAAACUUCGGAGGAACAUUGUAAAGCUCUCUUUGUACCGACAUUUCACCAAUACGCUUAUCUUAGCAGUGGCAGCAUCUAUCGUGUUCAUCAUCUGGACAACCAUGAAAUUCAGAAUAGUGACUUGCCAGUCGGACUGGCGGGAGCUGUGGGUGGAUGAUGCCAUUUGGCGGUUACUGUUUUCCAUGAUCCUCUUUGUCAUCAUGAUUCUGUGGCGACCAUCAGCAAAUAACCAGAGGUUUGCCUUUUCACCGUUGUCAGAGGAAGAUGAAGAGGACGAGCAGAAGGAGCCAAUGCUGAAAGAAAGCUUUGAAGGAAUGAAAAUGAGGAGUACCAAGCAGGAACCAAAUGGAAAUAGUAAAGUAAACAAAACACAGGAAGACGAUUUGAAGUGGGUAGAAGAGAAUGUUCCUUCUUCCGUGACUGAUGUAGCACUUCCGGCCUUGCUGGAUUCAGAUGAGGAACGAAUGAUCACACACUUUGAAAGGUCGAAGAUGGAGUGAGCAACGGGAAACUGCUGUUGAAGAUGGCUAGUAUCAGGGAAGAGACCAGUUUAUGUGUCAAUCUUCUGCACUGCUCCAUGAGAUUAAAGGGGCAAUGACAUCUUGCUCUGUUCCUUGAUCUUUGUGCAUGGGAGCUGGGAAGAGGUGUCAGCCAAGAAGAACAUCUUUCUGAAAACACAUUCAUAGGAUGCGAAAAAUCUACAAGCUUCGUUACAUCAUUGACACCCUUCCCUCCCAGACCCCAUCGUGGCUGUUUUUGCAACCUACAUGUUGUCCCUGGACUUUCUGUUCAGUUGUUUAAUCUGUCAGACUAGGAAGUUUAAUGUUUCUGAAAGGACUAUGUCAUCUGCACCAUAAUAUGUCAUCUCUAGGAGCAACUACCUGUGAUUUCAUUUAUUAAGGAAGUUGUAUCAGUGAUGGGAGAAAUUGUCAUUUAUCUUUCAGUUUCCCAAGAAGUCAAGGUUACAUCUUGCUGAAGUAGCUGGAGUGAAAUGGGCCCUUCUGAGUUAAGGAACCAUAGAUCUACCAGUGACUGAAAGGGAGAGGGAAAAAGAGAAAGGUUACAUGUGUUUCAAAAUCAAGUGCAAUUUUGUUUACAAAUGGUGUAUAUUGAAGAUUUUUCUAUUUCAGAUGUGCUUUAAAGAGAAAUAUUAGCUUAAUUCUUCCGACAUCUGAUAUUAUGACACAUCCCAUUGCUGGCAAUGUGGUGCACACUCCAAAAAAUUUUAACUACCAUUUAGUCAGCCUCCAAGGGCAGCUUUGCAGAGCCGCAGGCAAUGCUUGUUUAUCUUCAUGCCAUUCUUUGGGAUUGCACUAGAUGCCAAGAGACACUUUGUUUUAAGCGCUAUGAUUCUUCACCCUGCAAGGGGACUUAAGCUUCAGAAGGGGAGCUUAUAGAAAGGAAAUAGGUCCCCUUGCUUUUCAAGCAGUUGUCCUUGCAUGAGUGGUAUGGAGGCCCUGCCUGCUGUUCUUUUUUUUUUUGUUUUUUUUUUUUUGUUUUUGUUUUUUUUUUUUUUUGUUUGUUUUGUUUUAAAUGAUCAACCGUUCUAGUAUCUGGUGUUGGUUUAGAGACUGCUUAUAAGGAGCAUCACCAGGUGACGGGGUUCACAUGAAGUGCUGUAUUUCUGUUUUAAUGGUUUUGUCCAGUUUCAUCUUCCCCAGAUUUUUGUUCUACAUGAAAAGUUCAUGCCACUUUUUAAUAUAAAAAUUUU
Phodopus roborovskii (desert hamster) is the source of this 3020-nucleotide messenger RNA. RefSeq names its product transmembrane protein 87A (gene Tmem87a). The transcript has 20 exons. Gene Ontology annotation, cellular component: Golgi apparatus; Golgi cisterna membrane. Gene Ontology annotation, biological process: retrograde transport, endosome to Golgi. The coding region runs from base 139 to 1809 and encodes 556 amino acids. NCBI's taxonomy places the organism in Eukaryota, Metazoa, Chordata, Mammalia, Rodentia, Cricetidae. The record is from RefSeq and is a predicted model, not a curated record.